Penicillium oxalicum is the source of this 828-nucleotide messenger RNA. RefSeq names its product TIP41 family protein. NCBI's taxonomy places the organism in Eukaryota, Fungi, Ascomycota, Eurotiomycetes, Eurotiales, Aspergillaceae. Gene Ontology annotation, cellular component: cytosol. Gene Ontology annotation, biological process: TOR signaling. The record is from RefSeq and is a predicted model, not a curated record. The coding region runs from base 1 to 828 and encodes 275 amino acids. The transcript is spliced from 3 exons.
AUGGCUUCAAGAUCUUCUGCCGGGCCUACGGGCCAUGUGACAGUCUCCCCUGAGAUGAAAAAGCCCCAGUCGAUCUCGGUAGGCGGCUUCCGCAUCUCGACGCAAAAGCUUCCUAUCCUCAAGGCCGAGCCGAUCGACGAGAUGACCAAGCAGCUGGGCAUUGCGCCCCCAGAGAUGAUCUUUGGUGAUAAUCACGUCACCAUUGAGCAUCAAAAGUCGGGUUGGGGCAUUGAUUUCAACGCUUUUGACGCGCUUGAUCGGGUCGAUAAGACUGGCCAGUCGAUGCUGCAAGUUGCGCACUCGAAAGAAUGGCAGCAAAGCAGAGAAAAAACCCACGAGGGCAUCAAAGAGGUUGUCAAGCCCUUCGACUGGUCAUACAGUACCGAUUACAAGGGCACAUUAAGCCUCAAUGCGCCGCCAUUCGAGCCGACCGAAAAGCCCAUUCCCGUUGAAUUACUGAAACGCCCAGAUCCCAUCCUCUUCUUCGAUGAGGUGGUCUUGUAUGAGGAUGAGCUUGCAGACAACGGGAUUGCCAUGUUGUCAUGCAAGAUCCGCGUCAUGCCCGGGCGACUUCUACUGCUAUCUCGGUUCUUCAUGCGCCUGGAUAACGUCUUGAUUCGAUUGCGGGACACUCGCGUAUACGUGGACUUUGAAACGCGGGAAGUGAUACGAGAGUAUCAGGCUAAAGAGUGCGAGUAUGAGAAGGUCAGACAGAUCCUCGCAGCUACUCGUGACGAUAUUCCGGCAUUGAUGCGAGACCCGAACCGGCUCUCUGAGAUCUUGCCGAUUGUAGAGAAGAGCUCUGAACGUGUGGUUCUAGAUGACUAA